Molecule: messenger RNA, 1506 nt
Organism: Colletotrichum truncatum
Lineage: Eukaryota; Fungi; Ascomycota; Sordariomycetes; Glomerellales; Glomerellaceae
Product: polysaccharide synthase
Source: RefSeq, a predicted model, not a curated record
AUGGCUUCCGUCAUGGAUCUCUUCCUGCCGAAUCUCGGCUUCGGCUGGUCCCCUAACGCCUGGAUGUAUGUUUUCAUCGCCUUGUGGCUUCAUCGCUACGUUCGCCUUCUUGUCCACUGCGUCAGCCACUGGGCAUACAAAUCCAAGCCUAUCCCCAGCAAGCCAACCUUCACCGCAGACGAUGUUACCGUCAUCAUCCCAACUAUUCACAAUGUCUUUGAGGAACUGCGCCCUUCUCUUCUCAGUAUCUUGGCCUGCAAACCUCAUGCCCUGAUGCUUGUUACUACUGUAGAGAAGCACGCUGCGCUGGAGAAGCUUGCCCACAGCCUUCCUCACCCCAAUGUCCAGGUCUACUCUACCCCAAUCGCGAACAAGCGUCUGCAGGUCUGUGAAGCCCUGCCCAAGGUCACCACCAAGAUCACCAUCAUGGCCGAUGACGACGUAACCUGGCCCUCCACCCUCAUGCCUUGGAUUCUGGCUCCCUUCGAAGACCCCAAGAUCGGUGGUGUCGGUACUUGCCAGAGAGUUAAGCGCGUCUGGGAUGGUCCGUGGUCCACCCGCAUCUUCAACUGGCUGGGAGCAGCUUACAUUGAGCGACGCAACUUUGAGAUCUCCGCUACCCACAACAUCGAUGGAGGUACCUCUUGCAUGUCUGGCAGAACCGGUGCCUACCGGUCCGAAAUUCUCUCUAGCCACGACUUUCUUGAGGGCUUCAAGACCGAGAAGUGGGGCAAGUACAUUCUCAACGCCGACGACGACAACUUUGUCACUCGCUGGCUCGUCAGCCACCAGUGGAAGACUUGGAUUCAAUACGAGCGCGAGUGCGAGCUGGAGACUACCCUUGAGAACAGCACCAAGUUCCUCUACCAGUGCUCCCGGUGGGCUCGCAGCAACUGGCGCAGCAACUGGACCAGCCUCGUCAAGGAAAAAUAUGUUCUUACUCAGCAGCCAUGGUGCACCUAUGCGCUCCACAUUGCGACCUUCACGUCCCUGGCUUUCCUCUUCGACCCCCUCAUCAUCUUUGCACUAUGGAAGGGUACUGCUGAGUGGGAUAUUGACAGCCGCAAGCAAGCUCUGUGGGCUCAGAUCAUCUUCGUGUUUGGCUUCACCAAAGUCAUCAAGCUCAUGGGUCUCUUCCGACGCAACCCGAGCGACAUCAUUUUCUUGCCUGUGUCCAUCAUUUUCGGAUGGGGUCAUGGAUUCAUCAAGCUCUACGCGCUGUCAACUUUGAAGAUGACAUCCUGGGGCAGCAGAGCCGAUGGUGACACCAACGACGACAUUCGUCUGACCCCCCGCCCCAAGCGCGCUAUGAGUUUGACCACGCCCCCCGGCGGCCAGGAUCUCGUGCGCUACCGCCACGAGCGUCAGAUGACGGAGAAGGUCUCCGACUGGCACCGUUCCUCCGACGAGCCCCGCAGACCCCAGGCCGUGAGGAUGAACACUCACCCUGCCAAGGGCAUAAAGCCUCACGUCACUUUCUCGCUCUUGGAGCACCCUUCGGGCUAA